Boleophthalmus pectinirostris (great blue-spotted mudskipper) is the source of this 4493-nucleotide messenger RNA. RefSeq names its product lysophosphatidylcholine acyltransferase 3 (gene lpcat3). Gene Ontology annotation, cellular component: membrane. The record is from RefSeq and is a predicted model, not a curated record. Gene Ontology annotation, biological process: phosphatidylcholine biosynthetic process; lipid modification. Gene Ontology annotation, molecular function: lysophospholipid acyltransferase activity; 1-acylglycerophosphocholine O-acyltransferase activity. The transcript is spliced from 13 exons. The coding region runs from base 49 to 1440 and encodes 463 amino acids. Lineage: Eukaryota; Metazoa; Chordata; Actinopteri; Gobiiformes; Gobiidae.
GAGACCUCAGUCGGGCGUCGCGUGGACUCGUUUCCGCCCACAAGAAAGAUGGCGGCUCCCUUGCUGGAGAAACUAUCGGACUCCCUCGGAUCACCAGAGCCAGCUGUACGGCUUAUGCUAUCUAUUUUAAUCUGUUAUCCUUGUGCAUUGUUCUAUCGACGCUUUCUUUUCUACCAGCCGCCCACUCUUCUUCACUUGUUCCAUACUCUCUUUGGACUGGCCCUCGCUGCUUUCAACUUUGGUACACAGCUCAGUCACUCCGCAGUAUGUAUCCUUGUAGAGUUCCUGAUGCUGAGGCUCAUGGGAAGGACGAUAACCACGGUCCUCAGCAGCUUUUUCUUUCAAAUGAUUUACUUGUUGGCUGGAUACUAUUUCACCGCCACAGAAGAGUACGACAUCAAGUGGACCAUGCCCCACUGUGUCCUCACGCUCAAACUCAUCGGUCUUGCGUGGGACUACUAUGAUGGCGGGCAGGAAAAUUUGAGUGCAGAGCAGAAGAACUCAGCCCUGUCGUCGGUGCCGUCUCUGCUGGAGAUGUUCGGCUUUUCCUACUUUUACGGAGGCUUCCUGGUCGGGCCCCAGUUUACACUACGCAGCUACCAAAGACUGGUGGCCGGGGAACUGACCGACUGCCCCGGACAACCCCCUAACAGUGAUAUACCAGCUUUAAAAAGGUUCGCUCUGGGCUUCCUCUGUCUGGCAAUUUACACAAUAUUCAGUCCGUAUUACCCAGACAGCUACUACCUGACAGAUGAAUUUGAGGCGCAGCCGUUCUGGUACCGCUGUAUCUUCAUCUUACUCUGGGCCAAAUUCAACUUGUAUAAAUACGUCAGCUGCUGGGUUAUCGCGGAGGGAGCGUGCGUUCUGGCUGGGCUUGGUUACAAUGGUGUCGGGGAGAACGGGCAUCACCGGUGGAACGCCUGUGCCAACAUGAAGGUGUCUCUGUUUGAAACCACGCCUCUGUUCCAGGGCACCAUCGCCUCCUUCAAUAUCAACACCAACGCGUGGGCCGCCAGACACGUGUUCAAGCGUCUCAAGUUUGUGGGCAAUAAGACUGUUUCUCACGUGACCACUCUCUUAUUCCUGGCCAUCUGGCACGGUCUCCAUUCAGGAUACCUCAUGUGCUUCUCCAUGGAGUUUUUCAUUGUCAUCUUAGAGAGACAAGCUCAGGCUCUUGUCCGGGACAGUCCAGCCUUGACGAGACUUGCCAACAGUGCGCUGUACCCCCUCAUCUACGUCGUACAGCAGUUUAUGCACUGGUUCCUAAUGGGCUACUCCCUCAUGCCUUUCUGCCUCUUCUCCUAUGACAAAUGGCUCAAGGUCUAUUUGUCGAUCUAUUUCUGCGGACAUAUAUGUCUCAUUAUAACCUUUUUAAUAAUGCCAUACCUGCGUAAAGCGCUGGUGCCCAAGAAAGACCGAAGCCCGAAAAAGCAAGAGUAAAGCUGCUGAGGCUUCACAUAAGGUCUUUGUGAGGCCGUCCACUCAAGGGAACUGUGACUUUUGGAGCAGAAUGGGCAAAUUUACGGCAUUUAGUAAUAUAUGUUAUAUAUGAAUUCUGUAUAUAUAAUCUGUAUAUAUACACGUCAGUGGAAAAUAAAUGUAUAUUUUUUGUUGCUAGGGAGGUUUUAUAAACAUUUGACAAAUGUUUACAGGAAAUUACCGUUGUGCCACAUGGGUUUUUGUGGGCCAAUAAGGUGUGAUUUCCUGUUUUGUAUUUUUGAAGAAGAGGGACUAUAUGAACUUGAAACUUGCUGUCCGCUCUGAUUUGCACUGCCUGUUUGUGGGGCUGGAGUUUUCAAAAGCUGCAUCUAGUUUUGUUUUAGUUUCAUGUCUCACGCUAGCGGUCACAGAUUUGCACAGGACUUUCUCUGACAUGAGCCCCGUUCACACAUGCAGCCUGGUGCUUCGAGUUUACCUGCUUUUUAGCCAGUACUGAUUUCCCUGUCAUUUUGAUCCGGCAACUUCCCGGGUAAAUGACUUGUUUUCCUUGAUUAUAGAGUUGCGAAGCUGUGAUCUCACUUCUGGGUCCAAACAGAAACUUCACAGAUGAUUUUUAGCUUUGUUAUUUCCUUAUUCAUCAAACCUAUUUACCUUUCAAAAGCCAGAAAUUGUAUCAAAUAUGUAAAUAGUGCAGUAAUAAUCCAUCAUAACAGGACAUUUACCAGUGCAUGUAUCUUCUUCUUACCUCAGCCUCUCGCUCGAAAACUUUCUGACACUUAUAAACACAGAUCUAUGCGCGUAACUUUAAACCACUGCAAUCUUUUAAUUGUGAGAGAAAAAAGGAAAUUGUAAACAUGUUUUGUUUUCUGUCAUCUGAUGGACCCAGGGGUGACAUCGCUUAACAACUCUGUAACCUUGGUUUAGUUUUAGUUUUUAUUUUUAAUCAGCUUGCUUUCCAUGAUUACUAGCACGAUUUCCUUAGUUAUCAGCUUCUUUUCCUUAAGCCCGAAAUACACUGCGAUUUUUGCCCCUUUUUGAGACGAUUUUUCACUCGUGUCACUAUUUUUGGGAUCGAGUUUUUACUUAAUCACGUGUUGUGCUUCGUGUAGCAAACAUGGGGUAACGAGAAUCGAUUAAUACCUCACGCUCAGCUCCCCAUCGGCGAUCGUAGGUCAGACCUGUUUAAAAUCCUGUCGCCUCUCGAGAGGGUUUCACACUGAUGAAGUAUUUCCACGAGCUGUGAACUUUUAAACCCUGAAAUGAGUGAAAUUAUUGAAAAUAUCGCACAGUGUUUGUCCGGCAUUAGUUAGUAGCAUGUUUUCCUUGGUUGCCAGCUUGUUUUCUUUGGUUAUUAGCAUGAUUUUCUUAGUUACCAGCUUCUUUUCAUUAGUUAUUAGUAUGAUUUCCUUGGUUACCAGCUCGUAUUCCUUAAUUACAGCUUGUUUUCCUUAGUAACUUGUUUUCCUUAGUUACCAGCUUCUUUUCCUUAGUUAUAAGCGUGAUUUUCUUAGUUACCAGCUUAUUUUCUUUGGUAACCUGCUUGUUUUCCUUAGUUAUUAGUAUGAUUUCUUUAGUUAUCAGCUUCUUUUCCUUUGUUAGUAGCACGAUUUUCUUAUUUACCAGCUUGUUUUCUGUAGGUAGUAGCAUGAUUUUCUUAUUUACCAGCUUCUUUUCCUUAGUUUUAAGCACAAUUUUCCUUAGUUAUCAGCUUAUUUUCCGUGGUUAUUAGUAUGAUUUCUUUAGUUACCAGCUUCUUUCCCUUAGAUAGCAGCAUGAUUUCCUUGGUUAUAGCUUGUUUUCCGUAGUUAAUAGUAAGAUAUCUUUGGUUACCAGCUUGUUUUCCUUGGUAAGCAGCUCGUUUUCCCUGGGUAUUACCAUGAUUUCCUUAGUUAAUAGCAUGAUUUCCUUGGUUACAGCUUGUUUUUCUUGGUUACAGCUUGUUUUUCUUGGUUAUUAGUAUGAUUUCCUUAAUUACCAGCUUCUUUUCCGUAGUUAAUAGUAUGAUAUCUUUGGUUGCCAGCUUGUUUUCCUUGGUAAGCGGAUUGUUUUCUUUGGUUAUUGGCAUGAUUUUCUUAGUUACAACUUGUUUUCCUUGGUUAUAGCUUCUUUUCCUUAGUUACCAGCUUCUUUUCCUUAGUUAAUAGUAUGAUAUCUUUGGUUACCAGCUUGUUUUCCUUGGUAAGCAGCUCGUUUUCCCUGGGUAUUACCAUGAUUUCCUUGGUUACAGCUUGUUUUCAUCAAUUAGUAGCAUGAUUUCCUUGGAACGGAGUAAACCCAGCUCUGUUCUGAGACUGGUCCAUGUGUGAAUAGGGGGCAUUACUGAGUUUUCUGGCUUUUUUUUUUUUUAACCUGGCAUUUUUCUGGGUACUAUGUGUGAAUGGGGCUGUAGACUGAACAUACACACACAGUCUAAGGAUGUGCCACAUGUUAAACAGGAGCGCAGCUUUGGUACAGAUGAGGCAGGGUUCGCUCUCGGCUGCCAGUGGUUAAAAAAGCACUGUAAAAAAAAAAAAAUAACACUGUUCACUAACACACCGAUAUGAAAUGGCCUUGAAACGAUGAAUGUUUUAGAGUACAAAUAUUUGGGUUGAAUUUUUUUAACUCGAGUUUUCAAUGCUUUUUGGAAACAAUGGAAUUUUGUAGUUUCGAAAAAAGUUUUAUGGAUUUAAAUCAUCUUCCUGUGUUGUCAAAUGCAAGUUGUUUUUGCCUUAUUGUCCUCCAGUCCUCUCACCUGCCACUGUCCACUGCCAACCUGCUCCCUGCAUCUGUGAGCGGAGUCUUCCCCAGCAUUGAAGUCAUCCGUGUGAUCCUUUUGUGAAGAACACUUUUGGUUUUGUUUAAGUUCGUCUGGAGCAGCGUUUGUGACAUUUCACUCGUUAAGUCUCUGUCACCACAGACCUCAUUUUAGAUUUGUUCAUAUUUGUGUUCAUUGUAAUUGUUCACUGGUAUUAAUUGUUGACCUUUGCCUUAUAAUUCUAAAUAUUGAGAGAAUAAGUGGAGAGUGAUUUAAAUACAAUUUUAUAAUGUUAUAAAAUGCUGCAUUUCAAACUUCA